This is a messenger RNA of Aphanomyces invadans, 836 nucleotides long. RefSeq lists its product as hypothetical. Lineage: Eukaryota; Oomycota; Saprolegniomycetes; Saprolegniales; Verrucalvaceae. Bases 256 to 663 code for a protein of 135 amino acids. The record is from RefSeq and is a predicted model, not a curated record. The transcript has a single exon.
CCGAUUUUAAGGUGAUGUGUACCUACUUCGGGUUACAUGAGCAUUUUCAACAUAACGAAGUCAAGAAGGCGUGCUCGAGAUGUGAUGAGCGGCAAAUGAACGAGGGGUGAGGAAUGCUGAAGGGAUAUUCAAGAGUUGAAGACGGGACGCUCCAUGUGCUCUUGAAAUUGGCAGUAAAGUAUCAGCAUUGCGACUUUUGCAGUGACCGGAUCCAGAGGAUGUACUUGAUCGCACUACUCGAUCGUGUUGUGGCGCAUGCAACCAAGCAUUGCGUGGCCAUGUUGGAGCGUCCUACUGGGGCGUUCGAGACGAUUUGUCGCUGUACAAAGACAACAGUUUGUUGGCGCCCCGUACAUAUUCCAAACUGCAAAAUUUCGCCCUCCGCUCGUCUCAGUUCAUCAAACGUCUUGGAAUGGUUUUUCUGGGAGUUUUGAAAGCCGCUAUGUUGUACGUUGGAAGCGCCUCCAUAAAGGGCAUUCGCGCAUGUUGCGAAGAAGAGCCAUGACGAUUUCCGAGUUGGGGGAAAAAGCAUGUGGGAUUGGCCACUGCACGGACCCGAUGUGGUGCAUCCGAUAUACCUGGUCCUGGUACAUUGUUGAGCAUUCAACAGUCCCAUCGAUGUCGUCACGGUGUCGGGAGCGCAUCGACUCGAGCACUAAAUGACGCAUUCCAAGCACUGGACAAGCACGUCAGUUGGCCAACUAGAUCCUGGGCUGCGUCUUGCAUGUUGUAGCUAGCUGUUUGCCUUGGACGAACGAUGGGCCGAACCAUCUUCGCCCAGCGCUCCUUGGCGCCCGUGUGAUUUCUCCGACGUGAUGGACCCGACGUCCAAUGCG